Molecule: messenger RNA, 984 nt
Organism: Pelobates cultripes (western spadefoot toad)
Lineage: Eukaryota; Metazoa; Chordata; Amphibia; Anura; Pelobatidae
Source: the annotation of a GenBank genome assembly
AUGGCCCCUUCUAGCCCUAGCAUGGUGCCAGCUGAUGGCAAUGGGCACAGUGCACAAGGGAUGAGAAAGGUAAGCCCUGAUCAAUGGCUGAUACUGGACACUGGGGGGAUGGAAGGAUCGGAAUUUUGGAAUCUUUAUUCAAUGGAUUUGUGGGUCUUAUUUCACAGUUAGACAUUUUACCAUGUCAGAUAAGGCUGUAUUCAUACUAAUUUAAUGUGUUUGUUCCUUUCUCCAGCUCAGGAAGCCAGUGAUUGAGAAGAUGAGGAGAGAUCGGAUUAACAGCAGCAUUGAGCAGCUCAGGAUGUUACUGGAGAAAGAGUUUGACAAACAGCAACUUCCAUCCAAACCAGAGAAAGUGGAUAUUCUAGAGAUGACAGUGACCUUCCUGCAGCAGCACCUGGCUGGGAAAAGUAAGUAUCCUGACCUGUGUGUCUUUCACAUCUGGAGAAAUGAUCAUCUGUCACUGAGACUCAAACACUAAAUGAAAUGUCAUUCUAAUAAUGGUCUUCUCUUCUCCCCCUUUAGCUGCUCCAUCAUCCAGCCAGAGCUACACAGAAGGUUACUCCAAGUGUCUCCAGGUCUCUGAGUGCUUCCUAUCCCAGCACAGACAGACAGAGACCCAGGUGAAGCUGCUGCAGACCAUCCAUGGUGAACAGCCUCUUGCAACGGCGAGCUUGCCUUUUCAGUUGGGAGUGCACCAUACAGCCAAGAAAGACCUAGUACCAGGGUCCCACAAAGCUGUAUGGAGACCCUGGUAGUCACUGUGUGGACUUUAUUGAACUGGAAACUUUUAGUGAACUCUCAGCAACCUGCCUGAUCUAUAUUGGAGUGUUUGCUCUGCGUAUCGAGUGUUUUAUCAUAUAAUGAAAGUGUAAGCAUGUUACUAAUGCUAUUAGCCAAUUAUGUUUUAUAUUAAAACAACAGCUCAGGCCAGGAAUUACUGCAAUCUUACAUGAAAUGUUGGGUUUCACUGGUCAGAGUGGC